Molecule: messenger RNA, 1148 nt
Organism: Pecten maximus
Lineage: Eukaryota; Metazoa; Mollusca; Bivalvia; Pectinida; Pectinidae
Product: sulfotransferase 1C1-like
Exons: 6
Coding region: 154-777 (207 amino acids)
Biological process (GO): sulfation
Cellular component (GO): cytoplasm
Molecular function (GO): sulfotransferase activity
Source: RefSeq, a predicted model, not a curated record
UAGUAAUUGACUACCUGGUGUUGACCCCUGAUUAUAUGUACAUAAUGUAUACGUACUCUGUUACUCGAGAUACUUGAAAGGCGGACAAACCAGCAGCGUGUGUGUAAGAUAAGAAAUCAAUUACAUCAUACGACGGUACAGGCAUUGGUAGAUAUGGAAAGUCUCCCUGUUAACGGUGACCAAGACGUGAGUUAUGACGACAAAGAUGUAUAUGAGCUUCAUUUUUCUGACGGAACCUCAGUGUCCAUGAUAUCUAUAGACGACACGCAUUUCAGCAUGGACUUUCUACUGGAGGAAAAGACACCCAAUCUGAUACCUUCAAUAACAAAUGCGUGGACGUUACCUUGUAGGAAGGACGAUGUCUUCAUAUGCGCUUUCAUGAAAGCAGCGACAUUGUUCCACAACUGGUUUGAUUACACCACCGCCUGGGAAGAGGCCCUCUCCAGCACAUACAAAGACACGCCCGUAUUGCAGCUAUAUUAUGAGGACUUACAAAGGGAUGGUUUUACGAGUAUUCGACAGAUUGCAGAUUUCCUAGAAUUAAAGCAUAGCGAGGACUUCCUGCACAAGGUCCACACGUGUUGUGGCUUCGAUAAUAUGAAAAACAAUAAGAUUGCAUUAGCUGGGGUUAAAAAUGACCGAACCCAAGCAGCAAUGUACCGAAAAGGCAAAAUUGGAGAUUGGAAGAACUGGUUUAAAGUAACCGAAAGUGAGGAUUUUGACAAGGUUUACCAUUCACGCAUGAAAGAUUCAAAGUUCAGUUACACGUGGGAAUAAUAUGCUGAGUCGUGACGUCACACUUGCUUCCCGACAUAAUGUACACUUGCCACUACAUACCAGAUACAACAGAAUCAUUUUGAAUUUAGUUUUUUAUUGGCAGUAUCUGCUUUAUUUACUAGGUUACUACUAUCUAUGUUCUGCUACUAUUCCGGUUUACAACAAAUUCAGUCAGUUACGCAGUUACAGGAUAUAACAGUAUACGCAAAAGACAUUACACGUUUACCAUGUUGUAUUAAGUUAUAACCAGAAUGUAAAGCCGGCGAUGCAGUCAUUUUAUUCUCCGGUUUUUACCUAUAAAAUUGAUUUCGUGUUUAAAUCACAACUUGUAUCCUCUUUAUUGAAAAAAAUUACAAUGACAUUUAAUUGAG